AUGGACAAGGAGCAGCAGAUAGCCCCAUCAGCUGGCCAGAAAGGUGAAGAGCAGCACGCCAUUGACGUCGGCACCGGCGAGCAUGGAGACGGCGGCGGAGGCAUCGCCGGUGACGCUGCAGAGGCGUCGGAGAACGAGCGGUUGGCUCUUGUGGAGGAGCCUGGGAAGAAGAAGAGCACGAGGGUGGCCGCUCUUGAUGCCUUUAGAGGGCUAACCAUUGUGCUGAUGAUACUGGUGGAUGAUGCCGGUGGGGCUUACGAACGGAUGGACCAUUCACCGUGGAAUGGAUGCACUCUGGCAGAUUUCGUCAUGCCAUUCUUCCUCUUCAUCGUCGGCAUCGCAAUCGCCUUCGCAUUGAAGAGGGUUCCAAAGUUGGGUGCUACCAUGAAGAAGAUCACCAUCAGAACACUGAAAAUGCUCUUCUGGGGCCUGCUACUGCAAGGUGGAUACUCGCAUGCACCGGAUGAUCUGUCUUAUGGAGUGGACAUGAAGAAGAUAAGAUGGUGUGGCAUCCUCCAGAGAAUAGCUUUGGUGUACUUUGUGGUUGCUCUAAUAGAGGCAUUCACAACAAAAGUUCGGCCUACGACAGUUCGGUCGGGUCCUUAUGCAAUCUUCCACGCAUACCGCUGGCAAUGGCUAGGCGGUUUCAUUGCAUUUGUCAUAUACAUGGUCACAACAUUCUCUCUAUAUGUUCCGGAUUGGAGCUAUGUCUACCACAUCGAUGGCGAUGUUAACGAUGGCAAGCAAUUUACGAUACAAUGUGGUGUUAGAGGUCAUCUAGACCCUGCCUGCAAUGCAGUUGGUCAUGUUGAUAGGAUGGUUUGGGGAAUUAAUCAUCUCUAUAUGCAACCAGUUUGGAUUAGAUCAAAGGAUUGUACAUUUAGCUCACCGAGGACAGGUCCUCUCCGAACUGACGCUCCAUCAUGGUGUCUUGGGCCUUUUGAACCAGAAGGCUUAUUAAGUUCAAUUUCAUCAAUUCUGUCAGGAACAAUUGGGAUCCAUUACGGACAUGUUCUCAUUCAUUUCAAGACCCACAAAGAGAGACUGAAACACUGGCUUCUGAUGGGUUUUUCUCUCCUUGUUCUCGGCAUUCUUCUGCACUUCACAAAUGCCAUUCCAAUCAACAAGCAACUCUACAGCUUCAGCUAUGUCUGCUUCACGGCUGGUGCAGCUGGAGUUGUUCUCUCAGCUUUUUACAUUUUGAUUGAUGUCUGGGGGUUUAGAACACCAUUUUUGUUCCUGGAGUGGAUUGGCAUGAAUGCCAUGCUUGUGUUUGUUCUAGCAGCACAGGCUAUAUUUCCAGCAUUUGUCAAUGGAUGGUACUAUGAUUCACCAGGAAAUACUCUUGUUAGUUGGAUCCAGAAGCAUGUGUUUAUUAAUGUAUGGCACUCACAACGGUUGGGAACUCUGCUGUAUGUCAUAUUUGGAGAGAUUGUCUUCUGGGGUGUUGUGUCAGGCAUCUUGCACAAACUAGGAAUUUAUUGGAAACUAUGA
Oryza brachyantha (malo sina) is the source of this 1494-nucleotide messenger RNA. RefSeq names its product heparan-alpha-glucosaminide N-acetyltransferase-like. The record is from RefSeq and is a predicted model, not a curated record. The transcript has 13 exons. The coding region runs from base 1 to 1494 and encodes 497 amino acids. NCBI's taxonomy places the organism in Eukaryota, Viridiplantae, Streptophyta, Magnoliopsida, Poales, Poaceae.